GUUCUUGGCUGAGACAUAAACCGAGGUCGAAAAUUUGGGCUUGACUACAAAUCCCAGGACUACAGGCAGCAUUGGCUGCCUCCUUGGAGGGAGACCCUCGCUAGAGCACCUCCGGGAUUGGCGAGGUGGGCUGCUGCUCUUUCAUUGGCUGGAUUAUUUUGUGCGGAGCUGGCCCCUGACGGAGUCAGUCUGCGUUCAAGUCUCCGCACCCGAGAACGGGAGGUGCCUUUGCUGCUGCGGCGGAGAGGGGCUUCGGCGCUGUCUGAAGAUGACGGUCUUCUUGUGAUCCUCUUGGAAGAGGCGCGCCCGCCUAGGGAGGAGGUCAUGGCGGCAGUCGGGCUCAAGGCUGCGAGCAGCGGCAUCUGGAAGGGCGGCGGAGCUAGCCUGCAACUCGUGGCAGCCGCCGCCUCCAGCCACAGCCGCUGUUCCAAAGCCAGUUACUGCGGUGAAGGCAGCGGCACCGGAGAAGGGCGCCUUGGCUGCGGCCAGCAAAAGGCCCAUCAGCACCAGUCUGCAGGGCAUUCCCAGCCUCCGUCGUCUUCUGUCAGCGGCAAAGCCAAGAGAGCCGCGGAGUCUGGUGGCCAUGCUGCUGCUGCUGCUGCCGCCACAACAACUCACUUGGGCAAUCAGCCCAGCCCCAUCGAGGGGAUCGAUCCCAAGUCUUAUCUAUGGGCCAGAUACCACGAGAUGAAAAAGCUGGUUUACGAUCUCCUUCCUCCAGGGGUCUGCAAUCUUCUUAACCCAGCAGCUAUCUACGCAAAUAAUGAGAUCAGCCUGGGAGAUGUGGAGAUCUAUGGCUUUGAUUAUGAUUACACAUUGGCACAGUAUUCUAAUCUGUUGCAUUCUAUGAUAUUCAACAAAGCCAGAGACAUUCUAAUUGAGCAGUACAAGUACCCGGAGGGACUCAGAAAAUAUGAAUAUAUUCCUGGGUUUGCCAUAAGAGGCCUUCACUAUGAUGUGCACAAGAGUCUUCUGAUGAAGAUUGAUGCUUUCCAUUAUGUUCAGUUGGGUACGGCAUACCAAGGGUUGAAACCAGUGCCUGAUGAAGAGGUUAUCGAGAUGUACGGUGGAACCCAACACAUCCCAUUAUAUCAGAUGAGUGAUUUCUAUGGCAAGGGUCCAGCCAUUAAACAGUUUAUGGACAUCUUCUCCCUUCCUGAAAUGACUCUGUUGUCAUCAGUGACUGACUAUUUCAUGACUCAUAAUAUUGAGUAUGACCAAGUCCAUCUUUACAAGGAUAUAAGUGAUGCCAUUAAAGAUGUCCAUGUGAAAGGAAUGAUGUACAAAUGGAUUGAAAAGGACAUGGAAAAAUAUAUUCUUCAUGGAGAUGAAACUUAUGCUGUCUUAAAUCGACUGGUUAAUCACAACAAAAAACUCUUUCUUAUCACAAACAGUCCCUUUAGUUUUGUUGAUAAAGGAAUGAAGCACAUGGUUGGCAAGAACUGGCGGGACCUCUUUGAUAUGGUCAUUGUGCAAGCAGAUAAGCCCAGUUUCUUCACUGACAGACGCAAACCUUUCAGAAAAAUGGAUGAAAAAGGUUCUCUUCACUGGGACAAAAUAAGCAAACUGGAAAAAGGGAAAAUCUAUAAGCAGGGCAAUCUGUUUGAUUUUCUGCGGCUAACAGGUUGGCGUGGGUCCAAGGUCCUGUAUUUUGGUGAUCACUUGUACAGUGACCUUGCAGAUCUCAUGCUUCGUCAUGGUUGGAGAACAGGAGCCAUUGUUCCAGAACUGGAAACAGAAAUCCGGAUCAUUAAUACAGAACAAUACAUGCACUCUUUGACUUGGCAGCAGGCCCUUACAGGGCUUCUGGAGAGAAUGCAGAUGUAUCAAGAUGCAGAAUCUAAGCAGGUGCUGCUAGAGUGGAUGAAAGAACGACAGGAAAUCAGAUCACUUACAAAGAACCUGUUUAAUCCUCAAUUUGGAAGCAUCUUUCGAACCUUCCACAACCCAACCUACUUUUCUCGAAGACUGAUCCGCUUUUCUGACCUCUACAUGGCAUCCAUCAGCUGCCUGCUGAACUAUGAUGUGAACUUCACCUUUUACCCUCGGCGAACUCCUCUACAGCACGAAGCUCCCCUCUGGAUGGAUCAGCUUUGUACUGGUUGCAUGAAGACACCAUUCUUGGAGGAAAUGGUACAUAUCCGGUAAAAAGAGGCAGGAUAUGCAUGUGUGAUGUGGUUGAAAACAUCCGUGUGAUACAGUUCUCAUGUAUGAGUUGACUGACUGACUGCCCAGCCAUGGAUUGCUACUUGGCUACUUUCUGAAUUAUCGUACUUGCCUCCUAGCACUUCCUAAUAGAUAUGAGAUGAAUGAAUAAGGCUAUACAAGAUAUAUCCUAGAGAAAUCUUUAGCUGAUAAGGAAUAGCCAAGGCUGGAUCAGGAAAGGCACCCACCCUACCCCAAAGGCAUUUGUAUUUGUUUCCAUCAAGUAGUGUCACCUGUAGAGGGAUUCUGCAUAAUUAGUUUCAGAACUGGUACAUACUAUUUAGCCAUGUAAGCCUAGGGCCUAUACACAGGUGAAUAUCAGCUGUGAUAAUAGUAACAAAAUACAACACGUCUGUUCACAGACAAUUUAUAUUUAUACAAUACCUCCAAAGCAAUGAGCUACAUUUUCAUUGCUAUGAAAAUAACCGAAAUUUCAAAUAGUUGUUGUCAACACACAAUGGGCUUGAUAUAAAAAUUUAAUCUAAAUUUGAAGGUACUAACAUUUAAAAAAAAAUAAAAAAAUCAAGUAUGGUAAAGAAACAAUAAAAACUAUAUUAGAUAACAGACUGUGUGUAAAACUGUAAGCGGACAUUAGAUUCAGCUUGCUUGACCCUUCUGGGCAAUACUGAGUCUUCCAUCUUGUAUAUUUAUGGCUGCUGCUCCAAAAUUAAAGUGAGAUCUCUCUAGGCAACAUGCAUUUCUGCUAGAUUGCACGUCACUUGAUUACUUGACGCCCGGUUACUCAUAGCGGAAUGUGUGGACUUACUUCACUGAAAAGCACUGUAUUGUGCCCACGUUAGGGAAAGCUCUCAAACCCCUUAUCUACAGGGAGGGAACCUGAGUAGUCUAUCCUAAGCACAUUUAUUUACAUGAAGGGUUCAGUUGAAAGAACAACUUUCUUCCCUAUUAUGAGGUAGCUUACGAAGCUGCUUGUAAGAGUGCUGCUAAAGUGAUGCUGCACUAGGCUUUCGUUUAGUUAGAGCAGUUGUUCAGAUUCACCCAGAAGAGCCACUUCACUUGAUCACACCUGAAAGAAAGAUUACUCUGACUACAGGGGAGGAAUAGGGGAUGGGGGAUCCAUCAGAGGGUGAGUUGACAUUCCCUUGUCACCAAGGCUGACAUUCUGUGUCUGCAGUAGGGGUCAGGGAUACCUUUGGCAAAUCCAUGGUAGUUCCAUUCUGUCGCAUGCCUUCAUGAGGCUAGAUUACUGUAGUGGGCAAAUAGGGGAGUUGCCUCUGGAAAAACUACUCAGAAACUGCAGCAAAUACCAAAAAACCUGCCUCCAGAGGAGUGAUGAGUCACCAAAACUACCUUAACCAGUGCUAGAGUAUGAACUGGCUUCUUACUGUUUCUGGCCCCAACUGAAGAUGCUAGUUCACAAAGCAUGCAGUGGUAGAGGAGUGCUGUAUUCCUGUGGGCACACAAAAUUGCAUGCCAUGAGAGUAAGCCCAUUACUUCAAUAGGGCUUAGUCUUGCACAACACUCACAGUUGUGCAACUAGCAUCCCUGCAAGAGUACUAUGCUCCCAUAUGCCUGUGUGGUAUGUGAGCUGCUAGAUCUUACCCAUAUCUUAGGCCUAACGUGCCUUGGAUUGCCCUCUUUGCUAUGGGUUGACACUAGCUGGGCAGUCCUUGGUGCCUGGCAGACUUUCUGUAACUCCUCUCUCUUGGAUACUCAACAAAUGCUUGACAGAGCAUUUCAGGUGGGCAGAGGGUUUUUAUACUUUCAAUUUGACUGAAUUUUACAAUGGGAUAUUUUUAAUGCUGCUUUAGUUAUUUAUAGACAUUAAAUCAUAAAGAAGGCUGCUCAAAUUGAUUUCAGCAGUAUGAAAAAUAUUAUCAAGCUCUUUCUUAUGAAUUGAAACAGUAUGUCUAUGCGGGAGAUAGUAAAUACAUUAAGAAAAGUUUGAAUAUAUUAAUAUAAUGCCAAAGAAGUCAUAUUGCCAGAUUCUAUAAUUUACUAUGAUACCAAUUUAUACUUUGUCAGGGGCACACCAAUGCUGCUACUGUAGUAGAAUACAUGACAUGAUGCUGUUUAGGACUAAGGUGCCAGGCUCAUCUACUAUACUUUUAUUUCUAAUUUCCUAGACUAACUUCUCAGAGUUCUGCCUAUUAUUAUAUUCAAAACCACUGACUUAGAUAAACUCAUUUCCUGAAACAAUUUUUAAACUAACUGAAGCAACAUAGUGGCUGACCUACUGCACAACAAUGUCACCCAAGUACUAUUGCGUUUCUGCAAUUUGCAUAAGCACAAAAUGUGCAGAGACUGUAUUAUACAUGAGUAAACUCCUGACAUUUCUGCAAGUUGCACAAACAAUGUUACUAAGCUGCCGAAGCCUUGUGCAACAGCUCAGCUAGUAGUUCAGAAGUCAUAAGACUAUGCAGCAGCCACAACAAACACACGUCAUUUUAUCAUUCCAAUUCUGCAGAUUAAGGCUAUGCAUAUCAAACUGCUGCAGGGCCAUUUUAAGUCUUCUAUUGCUUAAUGGCAGUCACAAUAACAUUGCCUUGUAGAAUGCAUGCAGACCAUAAGUUCUGUAGGUUGCCAAAAAAUGUUGUUUGCCUGCCAGCUAAUCUGAGAUGGGUACUGAGAAGCAGUGAGUACAUGCAUGCCUAUUUCACAACUGUAUGUGUUCCAGAAAGCUACAAGCAAGUGUAAAAAUAUGCUCAUGGUACACAAUGACUACAUACAAGUGGCUUUCUUACAUAAAGUGGUGUGUAGCCUUGGGUAACUUUUUAGGACUACAACUCCCAUAAUCUCUGGCCUUCAGUCAUUCUGGUUGGGGAUGAUGGGAGAUAAAGAGUGCAAAAACCAAUUGCUCAAGACUGAUAUGUAGGAUAAAGUCAAAUAUAGCUACCCUGAGUAGCAGUAUGCCUCUGGAACCACUGAUGAACACUGCUCUGCACACCCCACACCCUUGGGAGCAGGGUGUGCUCUCCAGUACAAACAUCUGCCUUCUGUGGUCCACUUAAGGUAUACAUACCUGUGAAAGAAGCAGGGAAGCCAAAACCAUGAAAGGUACAGCCCUAUUACAAAGUUGAUCUUGGAAGCAAGUGCUGUAGUGGGUUACAGUAUACUACCUACCUGUUCCAUGAGAUGUGUAAACUGUCUAUUGAGUAUGAUGUCAUAAAGGGUCACACUAAGCACUUGGGAGAAGCAACAAGCAAUGAAACUGUCCAGCAGUCUCUGCAAAUGCUCCUUCUCCACUCCUGCUUUAGUUCUGAGACAGAGUUAGAAUUUCACUGUUUAAAGAAAAGCAUAUUUUGGUGGUGUUUAAGUGCACUUAGCAUUUCUGAAACAAGUUAAGGCGGCAUGAUGUUACAUCACUCAAUUUCCUUUUGAACUUGCCUCUUAGAAUGAUAUGUCAACUUUAUAUUCAACAAAUGAAAUAAAAUGUCUGAGCAACCAAUAUAGUUGUUCCUGUACUAUAAAAUCAGCCUCUGUUUGGGGGGCUGACGUUAGAACAUCAGUUAAAUGUUUUAAUGUUUUAAGCAGGAAGGUUAGCCAAAGCUGAUAGCAAGCCAUGUACAUGGAAGAACUAAUUAAUAUUUGACCAAAUAGUUGCAAGGAUUAAUUCAUUGAUUUUCAGUUCUUGUCUGAAAUCCCUAGGACAGUGGUUCCCAACCAGGGUCACAAUCCUUGGGGCUAAUUUUAAGGCUUGGGAGGGGUACAUGGAACCCUCCUGUCUCCUCCACUCACUGACUCAUGAUUAAGAUGCAGCUCCGUGGCCAAUAGGACUUGGCUAUUACAGCCACUGGCUUAUAUCCAGAUUAAGUUAUUAUGAGUUGUGCUAUUGAAGUUAAUGGGACAAGUUUACUUGUCCUCUUUCAAGGGGAGUACUCAUGAGUAACUUAGUCUGGAUGUAUGGCAGUGACUAACAGCCUAUCUCACAACACAUAACAUGUAUGUGUGUAUGUUCGCGCUCUCUUUAAAUCCCUAUAAGGUACCUGAGCUGAAGAUUUCAGACAAAAGGGUUAAAAAAAAUAAAUUGAAACCCCAUAGCCUAAGGGUAUCAGUUCACUUGCUAACCUGUUCAUUGGAUUCCUUGGUUUAAACAGUGAUGUUGACAAAAGUUACUACAACUAGUCCAUGAGCCAGGCCCACAAUCAGUACCAUCUCAGGGGACAAAGGCUCAUAGUGAUUUUUUUUUUAUGGCAAAGUCUAUCCCCCUAGCGAUGGAAAGUAGGUGAUAGCAUUGUUCUCCUUGCAGCCUUCUGUGCACUACCCCGCCUUCUUUAUCCCUACCCCCCAAACAAUUAGGGAUAGGGAUAAAGGGAUACAUCUCCUCUUUCCUGCAGAGGGAAGGGCUGGGGUAACAAUGGACUAAUUGUACUCUUUCUAAUUUUCAUUUCCAUCCCUCUGACAUCGGUAAAAUUUUAUAGCAGUUUUCGUGUUAAAAACGUUAAGUUUUAAAAACACGAUUGCAAAUUUGGCUGCUGCAUGCCCGAUGGUCAGGGCAAUAGAGGUGUGAUAGCAUUGUAAUGCUUUGUAUGUUAUCACCUAUUUUCCAUCUCUGGGGGGUGAAGACCUUCUCAAAUUGCAGUGAGCAUCCAUCCCCUGGUGGUACCAACCACCCCAGCUGACUCGUGUACGAAACAGUUCUCUUAGAACAUCUCUAAAUCUGAAACUAACAUUCUGGGUCAUAAAUUGCUUGGAUUAUAUUAGCUUAGCUCUUCUUUAGGAGUAGGUUACUCUGCACAACUGGCUUGGAAACUGAAAAACCAUUUGGAUUUUUACAGAAAUAGACACAACAGUUAAACCUGGUUCAAAAGUCUGUUCCCCAAACAAACCCUGUGUAGGUUUGCACAAUGCCAAAAGUGAAUGGAUGCACUUUGUUUCCUGUAUCCUGGACUAACAUGAACAUUAAACACACUGGCUUACAAACUGUACAUGAUGGUUAUUUCCAAUGGGCUUACUUUCAUGUAACAUCAUUGCACAAUUUUCACGUUGUCACAACAGCAUCCUUGCAACAGUACUAGGUCCCAUACUAUUGUGUGGUUAUGUGAGCCACUGUGCAGGAUUUGUGGUGUUUUGUUCCAAGUGUCACUGAAAGUGUAGAAUGUUGUGUCUAUUGUUGUGGUUGCUACUGUAGAUUACCACUUAUUUUUUACAAAAAUAAAGUCUCUCAAAAUGGAAUAAUUCUUUCCUCUUAA
Messenger RNA from Hemicordylus capensis (graceful crag lizard), 7358 nucleotides. RefSeq names its product 5'-nucleotidase domain containing 2 (gene NT5DC2). The record is from RefSeq and is a predicted model, not a curated record. Gene Ontology annotation, molecular function: 5'-nucleotidase activity. The coding region runs from base 325 to 2148 and encodes 607 amino acids. The transcript has 14 exons. Lineage: Eukaryota; Metazoa; Chordata; Lepidosauria; Squamata; Cordylidae.